AUGUCUCUCCCACCUACCGUCCGUCGACUAGUUACCGGCCACAAUGAGAAGGGAGAAGCUAUCUUCGACUCAGACUGCCAACUUUGUCCGUACAACCCCAUGGCGCCUGGCGCUCCUGAGCCUGCCAAAGAGGGGGAGAUGGGCUUCAUUACCGUCUUCCGCACUGCCGGUAUCCCUGAUGACAACACAAGCCCAUGGGUUGACAUGCAUAACAAGAUUGUCAACCUGGUCGAGAAGGACAAUGUGACGUUGCGAAUCGUCGAUUUUGCGCCAGGCCUUCCCGGCUUAAUGCAUCGAACCAUUAGUGUGGACUUCGGCAUCGUCCUGAAUGGCGAGAUUGAGCUGGAACUGGACAAUGGCGUUACCAGGGUUAUGAAGCAGCAUGAUAUCGUGGUGCAGAGGGGUACCAUCCAUUCGUGGAAUAACAAGGGAUCAGAAACCGUGCGAAUGCUCUUUGUUCUUCUCCCAGCCGACCCGGUCAAGGUGGGCGAUAAGGAAUUGCCGGAUACUCCUCUACCUGCUCCCUUUUUAAAAGAUGCUGAUGAGCAGUAA
Messenger RNA from Trichophyton rubrum CBS 118892, 552 nucleotides. RefSeq lists its product as uncharacterized. The coding region runs from base 1 to 552 and encodes 183 amino acids. Lineage: Eukaryota; Fungi; Ascomycota; Eurotiomycetes; Onygenales; Arthrodermataceae. The transcript has a single exon. The record is from RefSeq and is a predicted model, not a curated record.